Molecule: messenger RNA, 585 nt
Organism: Phytophthora nicotianae INRA-310
Lineage: Eukaryota; Oomycota; Peronosporomycetes; Peronosporales; Peronosporaceae
Exons: 2
Coding region: 1-585 (194 amino acids)
Source: RefSeq, a predicted model, not a curated record
AUGCAGCGGGAGACGCUGAGUGACGCCUCCGGUUACGACAGACCUGCGCCGCAAUGGUCCCGGCUACUCCACGUCGUCAUGGUGGCCCUCAAGGAAUCCGGAUGGGACGUCGGUCGGAAAGCGCGUGCAAACGAUGCCGACGCUACCUCUCCACCAAAUUUCCGUGGGUCUACAGCCCACGAAAAGCAAGUCUUCAUAGAGAAAUAUGAAGCCUAUUGUCGUCAGCUUUCGGCACUCGAGACAGCUUUCUUCCGACCAUUCAGGAUACCGGUGGGUAGGUGUGAGGAGGACGAACGGCGCCGCCUAAUCGCUAUGUUCGAUAGUUGUAAGCCGCUAGAUGAGAUUGCGGAGGCGUACUGGACCAACUACUUCUGGGAAGGACAAAUCGCUGGAGAGCUCGAUUUCGACAAGGUCAAGACUAUAAUGAGCAGUAAACUCAGUAUAGAUACUCGGUUGGCUAAUGCUGACUCGCAUGUCUCUAAAUUGGCACACGAGAUGUACCAGGCGCUGGACAAAGAGACCAUGGAGUGGAUGGUUCAGAAAAAGCCUAAGAAGUUAUUUUCCUCCAAAAAUCGUCGAAACUAA